Molecule: messenger RNA, 3753 nt
Organism: Limanda limanda (common dab)
Lineage: Eukaryota; Metazoa; Chordata; Actinopteri; Pleuronectiformes; Pleuronectidae
Gene: hdac5
Product: histone deacetylase 5
Exons: 29
Coding region: 320-3601 (1093 amino acids)
Biological process (GO): chromatin organization; negative regulation of transcription by RNA polymerase II
Cellular component (GO): histone deacetylase complex
Molecular function (GO): histone deacetylase activity
Source: RefSeq, a predicted model, not a curated record
GAGAGAGAGCAAAUAUGGAGGAGGAGGUGAAGAUCCGCUGCUUUUGUUCCAAAAUAAAAUAAGCAGCCGGACAGGAGCUCCGCGGGGAGGAGACACACCGAGGCUCGUCGGAAACCAAGCCGGGAGGAAGCGACCUCUGCGCGGAUAACGCGUUUCAGGAGGACCCGCCGACAUCUACGGAGCCGAGAGAAAAGCCAAUAUUCAGAAAAAGUCUGCUUGGACUUCCCUCCGACACAUGGCCGAGACAGAGGAGCCACUUUAACUCUCACACACAGUCACAGUGGACGAACUGGGGAAGAGACGUUCAUUUACAACCUUGAUGAGUUCAGUUCACAGCUCAGUAGUGGAGGUGAAGAGCAGCCUCCCGUCGGGGAUGCAGAGCCCGGUGGGAACAGCCAAUGAGCACAGAGGAGGAGGUGGAGAGGCUGGUGGGGGUCCCGGGGAAGGCCCAGGAGGGGUAGGAGGUGGAGGAGGAGGCCCGAUGGACCUGCGGACGGAGCCCAGGGUGGGCUCUCUGUCCGGGGGGGCCGCGGCGGUGGACACGACCUUGAGAGAGCAGCAGCUCCAGCAGGAACUGGUGAUACUCAAACAGCAGCAGGAGCUCCAGAAACAGCUGCUGUUUGCAGAGUUCCAAAAAAAACACGAAGUGCUAACAAGACAACACGAAGUCCAGCUGCAGGAGCACCUGAAGCAACAGCAGGAGCUGCUGGCAGCGAAGCGGCAGCAGGAGAUGGAACAGAAGAGGAAACAGGAGCUACAACGACAUGAAGAACAGGAGAAACAGAGACUAGAGCAACAACUGCUGCUGUUGAGGCACAAGGAGAAAGGAAAAGAGAGUGCCAUUGCCAGCACGGAAGUGAAGCUGAAGCUCCAGGAGUUCCUGCUCAGUAAGAAAGAACCUGGUCCUGGUGGACUGAACCAUUCCUUCUCCCCAAAAUGCUGGGGACACACCUCCCUGGAGCAGGGCUCUCCUCCCCAGAGUAACACCCCAGGAACUCCUCCCUCCUACAAACUGCCUCCAAUGCUUGGAAGCUACGAGGGCAAAGAUGAUUUCCCGCUUCGCAAGACGGUCUCGGAACCCAACCUGAAGGUGCGUUCACGGUUGAAGCAGAAGGUGGCGGAGAGGCGGAGCUCUCCACUUCUCCGCAGGAAGGAUGGAACUGUCAUCAGCACCUUUAAGAAGAGAGCCAUAGAGAUAUCAGUCUCCUCCCUCUGUAACAGCGCUCCAGGUUCAGGUCCCAGCAGUCCCAACAGUUCCAACUCAGCCAUCGCCAACGGCAACACGGGAUCAGUCCCCAACAUACAGACUGAGCUGAGAUCUCUCCAUCAGACGCUGGGGGCCGAUGGGACUUUGAGUCCGCUGAGUCUCUACACUUCGCCCUCGCUGCCAAAUAUUUCCCUGGGGCUUCCUGCGAACACACACAUCACGGCCCCCCAGAAGCUGACUGCCCAGCAGGAGGCGGAGCUACAAGCCAUCCAAUCCCUGCGAGGAGGCGGAGCUCUCACAGGGCAGUUUCUGUCCACGUCCUCCCUCCCUGCAGGGGUCAUACACGACGUGGAGACUCCGCCCACCAGCUCUCAUUCGGCCCAUUCCUCAUUACUGCAACAUGUUCUGCUGCUGGAGCAGGCCCGACAACAGACUGCUAUGCUAGCUGUCCCCAUGUACAGCCAGUCGCCGCUGGUUACGGCAGAGAGGGGUGUGUCAGGUGGGAUGCGCACGGUCAACAAGCUGCCUCGCCAUCGCCCGUUGGCUCGUACCCAGAGUGCACCUCUGCCCCAGUCCCCACAGGCCCUGCAGCAGCUGGUGGUUCAGCAGCAGCACCAGCACUUCCUGGAGAAACACUACAAGAUGCUUUCCAAGGGGACUGAACUUCCCAGGCCACCCCCCACCCACCCAGAGGAGACGGAGGAGGAGCUAACAGAGACCAACGACAUGCAGGAGGACGACGGAGGGAUGGGACCUCACAGGCUUCAGAAAGAGGGGUCAGACGACAGCACGCCCUCCUCUGAGAGACUCAGCGUGCACCUGAAGCUGGAGGAGGAGCACGGGGGCAUGCAGGUGAAAGGAGAGAGCACAGAGAGUGAGCUGGAUGAAGAGGAGGAGGAUGAAGAUGUCAUCCAGCUGGAGGAGGCUGACGAGGAGGACCGGGGGAUGUACACGCAGGCCUUGCAGCAGCUGGGCGUGUUCCAGUUGCCCCACAGACCUCUGGGACGAGCGCAGUCGUCCCCCGCAGCCACUGUCAAUCUCAUCAAACACCUCUUCACCACUGGCCUUGUAUACGACAGUCUGAUGUUGAAGCAUCAGUGUGUGUGUGGCAAUGCUCACAUCCACCCAGAGCAUGCUGGGAGAGUUCAGAGCAUCUGGUCCAGACUGCAGGAGACAGGCCUGCUGAACCGCUGCGAGAGGAUUCGUGGGCGUAAAGCGUCUCUGGAUGAGAUCCAGUCCGUUCAUUCAGAGUUCCACACUCUGCUCUAUGGAACCAGUCCGCUCAAUCGACAUAAACUGGACCACAAGAAACUGCUGGGUCCGAUCAGCCAGAAGAUGUACGCUGUUCUUCCCUGUGGAGGAAUCGGGGUGGACAGCGACACGGUGUGGAACGAGAUGCACUCGUCGGCAGCGGUCCGCAUGGCGGUGGGCUCGGUCAUCGAGCUGGCCUUCAGAGUGGCGGCAGGCGAGCUGAAGAACGGCUUCGCAGUGGUGCGACCGCCAGGCCACCACGCCGAGGAGUCCACCGCCAUGGGCUUUUGUUUCUUUAAUUCUGUCGCCAUCACCGCCAAGCUGCUGCAACAGAAACUAGGAGUGGGCAAGAUCCUUAUUGUGGACUGGGACAUUCACCACGGCAACGGCACACAGCAGGCCUUCUACAGCGACCCCAGCGUCCUCUACAUCUCCCUCCAUCGGUACGACAACGGAAACUUCUUUCCUGGCAGUGGAGCUCCUGAAGAGGUGGGAUCGGGUGCAGGUGUUGGUUUUAAUGUCAACAUAGCAUGGACUGGAGGAGUGGAGCCCCCUAUGGGUGAUGUGGAGUACCUGACUGCCUUCAGGACUGUGGUGAUGCCCAUCGCCCAGCAGUUCAGCCCAGAUGUGGUCCUGGUGUCUGCAGGCUUUGAUGCAGUGGAGGGUCAUCAGUCGCCUCUGGGGGGCUACAACGUUUCCGCCAAGUGUUUCGGUGAGCUAACGCAGAUGCUGAUGGGUCUGGCGGGGGGGCGGGUUGUCAUGGCGCUGGAGGGUGGUCAUGACCUCACCGCCAUUUGUGACGCAUCCGAGUCGUGUGUCUCUGCGCUGGUGGGAGACGCGUGUGACUCUGAGUGUCAGUGGCCUCAGGAAACGCCGUGUCCCAAAGCCUGCGCCUCUCUGGAGCGAGUGAUCGAGAUCCAGAACAAACACUGGCCCUGUCUUCAGAGUUUGUCUCAGACCAGUGGCCACUCGCUACUGGACGGCCCCCUUGGUGUUCAGGGCCAAUCAGAGAAAGACGAUGCAGAAACCGUCAGCGCCAUGGCGUCGCUGAGCGUGGACGUGGAGCCGCCCGGCGCCGGUCCCGGGAACUCGGAAACCAGCAGGUCCACAGAGGAGCCAAUGGAAGAAGAGCCUGUGUUGUAGGAGGAGCUUAAAGUGGAAGCGCACGAAAAACUCCACAUUCACCUCCUUCUAGCACCUCCUUUCCUCUUCCUUUUCUUCCUCCUCCUUGGAGUUUGUUCGGCACACACGCACAGUGGAAUGAGGAGGACUCUGAUUGGGUGAGGAGAACAUUA